AUGCGCGGUGUGCUGAAAGUCCAUAAUAUAACGUUCAGACAGAUCAAACGAAAUCUGAUAGAAAUGGCCUUUGAGCGAUACGGAAAGAUAAAAAAGAUAACCAUGCCCACGAGAAGGGACAAUUAUGCGUUAGUAGAGUAUGCCACAGAGGAAGAGGCAGUUAAAGCAAAAGAGGCAUUAGACGGGACUACUCUAUGCAGCAUACACAGAAGAACAAAAGCAACCAAGAACUCUCUAAGAGAGUUCGUGUGGAACAUAAGCAUUCUAACAGAAGAUUUCCUGUGGGAGAAGGAUGCAUCAGAGAAUACCACAGAAAUAGAGAGAGAGAUUGUAAAACAGAAGAAAAAGAAUCUUUUCUAUGUUGAGGCAGUGGGUGAAAAAAUAACUCACACAGAAAAUGUAAGGCAGAGGCCUAUUAUACAGGAAAUAGAAAAAUCCAAAGAUCAAUAA
This is a messenger RNA of Nematocida parisii ERTm1, 450 nucleotides long. RefSeq lists its product as uncharacterized. Bases 1 to 450 code for a protein of 149 amino acids. Gene Ontology annotation, molecular function: RNA binding. The record is from RefSeq and is a predicted model, not a curated record. The transcript has a single exon. Lineage: Eukaryota; Fungi; Microsporidia.